UUAUAGCUUAGACCGACUCCUAAUUCACCGGCCUUGAACCCCCUUCUCUCUCAUGAGCAUUUUGGGAAAUAAUUUACAGUUUGAUUAAUUUUGUUUUUUCCAGGAGAUAUAUAUUUAUAUCGAUUGAAUCGGUUUCCAUUAUUAUUUACCAAAUCUAAUCUAAGUUAUCGUAACCGAUGCAACGGCUUGUUGACCAUACCCUCGCUGUCACCAAAGAGUCAGUUAAGACAUUGACUUAUGAGUCACUGAAUAAUGUUGUGAGAUUGAUUAAUGGAGUGUCAGCAAUAUUAUUGACGAUAUUGCCGGGGAAAUCUUCUAUUCUUGAAGGCAUACAUGGUUGGGAACUUCGUCCAUCCUUUCGUGGACCUCGGCUUCCACAGUGGAUGGAGAAUGGCGCCUCAUCUUUUAACCAGUUCAUUCAUGAGCUUUCUAUUGAUUCUGAUACCUCCUCCUCGAGUGUAGAUUAUUCAUCAUCAUCAGAAGAAGAAUAUACUGAUGAAACCAUUUGUCCUCCAUCUCCACUGUCACAAAGUUCUCGGGUAUCUAGAGCUCGCAGUCUCUCAAGGCGGAACAGGCAUUGGUUCAGAUACAUCAUCUCAUGGCUCCUAUUUCCAAUCAAAUUUAUGUUGGGCCUACCUUUGUUUAUAUAUGCUUUGGGUAGGGGCAGUAGAGCCUCUCGGACAUCUGAGAGUUUCCAGUCUUCCCAUGUACAAGCUAGGAAUAGACUACAGACACUCAGGGAUCAGGUUAUCCAGCGUACGACUGACAGAAGACGUGGUGUUGUUGAGGAUCUCCAUCUAGCAACUGAGAUCACCAUAGAGGCUGUUUUUGAAUUUUUUCACAAGGCAGCACACUGUCUUCUUUCACCAAUAGGCACCUUAAAGAAAGUGGUGAAGUGGUUCUCUUCUGACAACAGUGGUCAUGGGGAUGUUCCCCCUGUUGGUUCAGGUGUCUCUGUUCCUGUGGACACCCUUUCAGAGAAUGAUCCUACUCCUAGAGUACGGAAGACAGGCUUUCAUUCCCUCAAUACAGAUGCUCGGACAUGUCAAGAUGUCAUUACAGAGCUUGGAUACCCAUAUGAAGCUCUUCGUGUUGUUACUGAUGAUGGAUAUGUUCUCCUUUUGGAGAGAAUUCCAAGACGUGAUGCUCGGAAGGUUGUUUAUCUACAACAUGGGGUUUUUGAUUCAUCCAUGGGUUGGGUAUCGAAUGGAGUUGUUGGUUCCCCAGCAUUUGCAGCCUAUGAUCAAGGAUAUGAUGUUUUCCUAGGAAAUUUCAGGGGAUUGGUCUCGAGAGAGCACAUUGACAAGAAUAUAUCCUCACGUCAGUACUGGAAGUACUCUAUAAAUGAGCAUGGGACACAAGAUAUACCUGCAAUGAUAGCGAUGAUCCACAAAACAAAAGUUACUGAAUUGAAAAAUAGCCAAAAAGCUGUGGAGGGAGAGAACGACAAUGAUCAGCCUUACAAACUUUGUGCAAUUUGCCAUAGUUUGGGAGGAGCUGCUAUUCUAAUGUACAUCCUAACACGUCAACUUGAGGAAAAGCCCCAUAGGCUAUCAAGAUUAAUCUUAUUAUCACCUGCUGGCUUUCAUCAUGAUUCCAAUCCUGUAUUCACAGUGAUGGAAUACUUGUUCCUACUAAUGUCUCCUCUGCUUGCCCCCUUUGUGCCAGCUUUCUAUAUACCCACUCGGUUUUUCCGCAUGCUGUUUAACAAGUUGGCCCGGGACUUCCAUAACUUACCAGCAGUUGGAGGCCUUGUGCAAACUCUCAUAAGUUAUUUGGUUGGUGGAGACAGUUCAAAUUGGGUUGGAGUCUUGGGGUUGCCGCACUACAAUAUGAAUGAUAUGCCAGCUGUUUCGUUCCGCGUGGCUCUUCAUUUGGCACAGAUCAAGCACACUCGGAAGUUUAUAAUGUUUGACUAUGGCAGUGCAGCUGCGAACAUGGAAGCUUAUGGUUCUCCUCGGCCUUUAGAUUUGGGGGAGUACUAUUCCCUUAUUGAUAUUCCUGUUGAUCUUGUUGCUGGGCGAAAGGACAAGAUCAUCAGGCCAUCUAUGGUAAGGAAACAUUAUAAGUUGAUGAAGGAAGCAGGUGUGGAGGUGUCAUAUAAUGAGUUUGAGUAUGCUCAUUUAGAUUUUACAUUUUCCCAUCAUGAAGAACUAUUGGCGUAUGUUAUGUCUCGAUUAAUUUUAGUAGGUGCUUCUAUGAAGCAGCAACCUGGUCAGAAAUCGUUGAAGAUUAGGAGAAAAGAGGGGCAAGCCAGCAGCAGCUGUUAAAGUGUAGCACUAAUGAGAGCUUGACACGUUUAAUAGCUUGGAUGUUCCUUGUAAUACAUGUAUGCCACUUAUACAGAAAAAAUAUAGAGAAGGCUGAAUCAGGAUAGGGUUUGUUACAAUCCGAAAUCCCAUUCCAAGGGAAUAGGAUAGUUGUUGUGUCCUAGAGUGUUUGAUAUGGUUUUUGUGUAUACUGACUGUAUAUUGUAACUUGUAAAGGUGUAGCAUUGGUUUUAGCUUGAAUGAAAUUGUCCGGACUGCAACUCUUA
This is a messenger RNA of Lycium ferocissimum, 2536 nucleotides long. RefSeq lists its product as uncharacterized. Bases 177 to 2270 code for a protein of 697 amino acids. Gene Ontology annotation, biological process: lipid metabolic process. Lineage: Eukaryota; Viridiplantae; Streptophyta; Magnoliopsida; Solanales; Solanaceae. The record is from RefSeq and is a predicted model, not a curated record. The transcript has 9 exons.